AUGAGACUCCCUGUAGAACUUUGGGUUCUGCUCACGCACUUCCUACAUCUCGGCACCUCGCUCCCUCUCGAACGCCGCAGCACACCUUUCCGCUCAUUCCGCGGCCUCACGCCCCUGGUCAACUCCUUUUCCAACGGGCAUACCUACGCGCACGCGCCGACCAAAUACUUUUACGAAUCCACAUUCAACAGCCACUACGAUGGACGUUUCGCAUCCUCCGAGGUGCCCUUCCAAGAACGUAUAUGGCAUCUCAGGCUUAUGUUGAAGGCGUACACGGACACGAUGGAGAGGAUUGGAGUACAAACUUGGAUAAUGCAUGGAUGUCUGCUGGGAUGGUGGUGGGGCAGAAGCUUGAUGCCGUGGGAUAAAGACUUGGAUUUCCUCGUAGAAGAGGACGGCGCACGAGAAUUGGGUACAUGGUGGAACAUGACAAUUCAUCAGUUCAACGCUCGAGAGCUGGGGCUUGAACUUGCACCAGACAACGAGGAGGGUCAGGUCAAGCAGACAGGAAUCCUGCACGGUUUGGAGCACCAGAAUGAAGACGCGGAGACGCGCUCGAAGCGCCUCGCCUGGGAAGAAGACAUUAGGAAAGAGGGCAAGAAAUACCUCCUAGAGGUAAACCCGAACUACACCAACAAAUCUACGUCAGACAUAUACAACCACAUCGACAUACGCUGGAUUGAUGUAAACAACGGGCUGUACAUCGACAUCACGACACUCCACGUCGCACCCGCCUCGGAACAGAAUUCCAUCGCCAACUCUCCCUACUCCAGCACCCACCCUUCAGCCCACGAAUCCGACCCUGACGCCUUCGACGACGAAACAUUACUCUAUGUCAAAGACACCCACGCCUACCUCAACACCCAAAUCUUUCCCCUCCGCCAAUCCACCCUCGAGGGCGUAAACGUGAAAGUCCCAUAUGCGUAUGAGGAACUGCUGCUGGAGGAAUAUGGAUCGGAUGCUCUGACAGAGGAUUGGUACAACGGAUAUCAGUUCAACAAAAAGACAGGGCAGUGGAAGAAGAAAGGGCCGACGGAAGACCAGAAAGCCUAUUUCAGGAGGAAAAGCGGAAAGGACUUGGGGAGAUUGAGCAGUACGGGGAGAAUUGGGCAUGGGUGGAAGGGGCACGGUGCGCUUGAGGGAGCACUGAAGGAGGAGGGUGUACAAUUGGACGUUGAGAGGGGGAGGUGGGUCGAGUAG
Alternaria infectoria is the source of this 1200-nucleotide messenger RNA. RefSeq lists its product as uncharacterized. The coding region runs from base 1 to 1200 and encodes 399 amino acids. NCBI's taxonomy places the organism in Eukaryota, Fungi, Ascomycota, Dothideomycetes, Pleosporales, Pleosporaceae. The record is from RefSeq and is a predicted model, not a curated record. The transcript has a single exon.